AUGUCGGAAUACGAGAGCAAUCCUGGCUGGCAGUAUUUACGCCAACGACAACAGCAGGUUCUGAUAACAUCAAAAAAAUUUGAUUCUAAGAAGAAUGUUUGGGUGCCAGAUGAAGAAGAAGGUUUUAUUGCUGCCGAGAUUAAAUCAACAAAAGAUGAUUUUGUUACUCUUAUCACUUGUAAAGGAGUUGAGAAGACUUUGAAAAAAGAUGAAACGCGAAAAAUGAAUCCACCAAAAUAUGAGAAAACGGAAGAUAUGGCGAAUUUGACAUUCUUGAGUGACGCAUCUGUACUUCAUAACUUACGUGAACGAUAUCUCUCUAUGAUGAUAUAUACCUAUUCAGGCCUAUUCUGUGUGGUCAUUAACCCCUACAAACGUUUACCAAUCUAUACUGAAAAUAUUUGCGAAAUGUAUAUUGGAAAACGGCGCACUGAAAUGCCGCCCCAUCUAUUUGCUGUUUCUGACGAAGCUUAUAGAAAUAUGAUUAACGACCACAGAAAUCAGUCAAUGUUAAUCACCGGUGAAUCAGGAGCAGGAAAAACAGAAAAUACAAAAAAAGUUAUAGCCUAUCUUGCAAUCGUUGGUGCACCACAUCCAUCUAACAAAUCGGAGAAGAAUAGGAGAGAAAAUGCUUCUUCUAUUGAAGAUCAAAUUGUGCGCACUAAUCCGGUACUUGAAGCAUUUGGAAAUGCGAAAACUGUGCGGAACAAUAAUUCAUCUCGUUUUGGGAAGUUCAUUCGAAUUCAUUUCAAUGCUGGCGGAAGGCUUGCUGGAGCUGACAUAGAGCAUUAUUUGUUGGAAAAAUCUCGAGUCAUCAAACAAGCCCCGGGAGAACGAUGUUAUCACAUUUUCUAUCAAAUUAUGUCUGGUCAGAUUGCAGGAUUAAAAGAAAAGUUGUUUCUAACACGUGAAAUAAAGGACUAUCACUUAAUUUCUCAAGCUGAGGUGACUAUCGAUGAUGUGAAUGAUAAGGAAGAAAUGCGGAUAACUGAUGAAUCAUUCGAUAUCAUGCAUUUUACCGAACAAGAAAAACAAGAUCUAUUUGCUUUGGUGGCAGGGAUUAUACAUAUGGGUGAAAUAAAAUUCAAACAGCGGCAAAGGGAGGAACAAGCGGAAUGUGAAGAUCAUCAAGAAGGUGAUUUGGCUUGCAAAUUAUGGAUGGUUAAUACGAACAAUUUCAUAUCUUCAUUAUUAAAGCCUCGUGUUAAAGUUGGACUUGAAUGGGUGAGCAAGGGACAGAAUCUUGAACAGGUGAACUGGGCAGUAGGAGCACUAGCAAAAGCAAUAUAUGCUCGAAUGUUCGCUUGGCUAAUUAAGAGAUGUAAUAAAACCUUAGACGCACAAGACCGCAGUCGUGAUUAUUUUAUUGGAGUGCUCGAUAUUGCCGGUUUUGAAAUUUUUGAUUUUAACUCAUUUGAGCAAUUAUGGAUUAAUUUUGUAAAUGAGAAGUUACAACAAUUCUUCAAUCAUCACAUGUUCGUUCUGGAACAACAAGAAUAUCAGCGUGAAGGAAUUCGGUGGGAAUUCAUCGAUUUCGGUUUAGACCUUCAAGCAUGCAUCGAACUCAUCGAAAAGCCACUUGGCAUCAUUUCAAUGUUGGAUGAAGAGUGUAUUGUACCAAAGGCAUCUGAUUUUACCUUGGCUCAAAAAGUUAAUGAUCAACAUCUCGGAAAGCACCCGAAUUUUCAGAAGCCUAAACCACCGAAAGGAAAACAGGCUAGUGCUCAUUUGGCCAUAGUACAUUAUGCAGGUACAGUACGUUAUAAUGUAACGGAUUGGCUAGAGAAAAACAAGGAUCCUCUUAAUGACACAGCAGUUGGCGUUUUGAAGGCAAAUGCUGGAAUGGUUUUGAUGACACAAAUCUGGGACGACUACAAAACACAAGAGGAUAUGACUAAUUUGGCAAAAGAAGGCAAAACGAGCAGAAAGAAAGGUAAAUCAGCUUCAUUUAUGACAGUUUCAAUGAUAUAUCGAGAAUCGUUGAACAAUCUGAUGACUAUGCUUUAUAAAACUUAUCCACAUUUCAUCCGUUGCAUCAUACCAAACGAGAAGAAGCAGUCAGGUGUAAUUGAAGCUUCACUAGUGCUCAAUCAACUUAUUUGUAAUGGAGUACUUGAGGGUAUUCGAAUCUGCCGUAAAGGUUUUCCAAAUCGCACCUUACAUGCUAAUUUUAAACAAAGGUAUGCUAUCUUGGCCACUGAAGAUGCAUCUUCUGAAAUUGAUCUCAAGCAAUGUGUUGUGAAAAUGUGUGCAACACUAGAAAGAGUUGGGACUUUGAAACCUGAAGAUUACUGCGUUGGAAAUACCAAGGUAUUUUUUAAAGCUGGCAUUUUUGCUCAACUUGAAAAGCUUCGAGAUGAAGCUUUAUCAAUUAUAAUAACCAAAUUUCAAAAUGCAUGCAGACACUAUCAAGUUCAGUGUGAUCUUCGCUGCAGAAUGCAGAAAAAAGCUGCUGUUUUGUUAUUGCAACGCAAUAUUCGCGUAUGGUGCACAUUGCGCAAUUGGAAUUGGUUCAAACUGUACGGUCGUGUCAAACUAUUAAUUAAAGGAAGCAAAAAAGAUGAAGAAUUUGAAGCAUUGCAAAGAAAAGCGAAAGAAUUGGAAGAGAACUUUAAUCGCGAAAAACAAUUGCGUAAAGACAAAGAAUCAGAAGUGGUCAAGUUGGUAACCGAAAAACAGCAACUUUUCCUUCAACUUGGACAGGAGAAAGAUAUAAGUGCAGAAGGAGAAGAAAGAGCUGCCAAACUCUUGGCUCAGAAAAUUGAUGCUGAGAAACAGGCAAGAAUAUUUUUUUUUAACCAAGAAUUGGAAUUAUGCUCACUUUUAAUUUUACAGUUUGCUUGUGUAAAGGAACAGCUUGCUGAACAGGAAGAUAGAAAUGCAAUUUUAUCAAAAGUGAAAAGUAAGAUAGAGUAUGAUAACGAAGUUCUGAAAAGUACAGUUGCUGAGCUAGAAGCGACUUGCAAAAAGCUUGACCAGGACAAGCAAGUUAAGGACCAUCAACUCCGAUCCUUGCAGGAUGAAAUAAAAUCACAGGAUGAAAUAAUUGCAAAAACUAGCAAAGAAAAGAAAAGCCAAGAAGAGAUAAGUCGUAAACUUCUGGAAGAAAUUCAAGUUGGAGAGGACAAACUGAACCAUCUGAACAAAGUACGGAAUAAAUUAGAGCAAACAAUUGAUGAGAUCGAAGACAAUUUGGAGCGAGAACGACGAAUACGUCAAGACUUUGAGAAAUCAAAACGUAAAGCUGAAGGGGAAUUAAAAAUUGCUCAGGAAAAUAUCGAAGAAUUCAUGAAACAAAAACACGAAAUGGAAAAUGCACUGAAAAAGAAAGAUACUGAAAUAGCUUCAAUGCUGAAUCGUAUAGAUGAUGAACAAUCAUCGGUAAAUAAAAUACAGCGUCAAUUAAAGGAACAAAUAGCUCGUUAUCACGAACUUGAAGAAGAGCUUCAAACAGAGCGACAAGCAAAACUAAAGGUCGAGAGAAGUCGCAGUGAAAUGCAAAAGGAACUUGAAGAGCUUAGUGAUCGUCUUGAUGAAGCAGGCGGUGCAACACAAGCACAAAUUGAAUUGAAUAAGAAACGAGAAGCAGAAUUAGCAAAGCUCCGUCGAGACCUGGAAGAAGUAUCGCUGAAUGCUGAAACAGCUAUUGCUAAUUUGCGUAAAAAACAUAACGAUGCAAUGGUGGAACUUUCCGGGGAACUGGAUUCUACCCAGAAGGAACGAAUCAGAAUGGAGAAAGAAAAAGGCACUCUACAACGAGAAAUUGAUACUUUACGGAAUCAAUGUGACAUGGAAGCUAAACAGCGCCAAAAUGCGGACAGAUUUGCUAAGCAGUUGGAAGCACAAUUAGCAGAUACUCAACUGAAAGUCGAUGAACAAGUACGAAAUCUGCAAGAAUCUAUUGCAACCAAAAAUAAGUUGCAGACUGAAGUCAGCGAUACGAGCAAGCAACUGGAAGACUGUCAAAAUCAAAUAGCAUUUCUCAAUCGUACCAAGCAACAAUUAACUGCACAGUUAGAAGAAGUGAAACGACAAUUGGAGCAGGAAUCUCAUGAAAAGCAUUCACUUAAUACACAGCUCUCAAGUUUACAACUGGAAUGCCAGCAGCUUCGUGAUGCGAUGGACGAAGAAUUGGAUAGCAAAACAGAGCUUCAAAGGCUAAUUUCAAAGGCCAAUUCUGAAGUACAACAAUGGAGAGCUCGAUAUGAGGGUGAAGGAAUGAGUCGAUCCGAAGAACUGGAAGAAGCUAGGCGGAAAUUGCAAGCGAAAGUGCAGGAAAUGCAAGAAGCACUGGAUGCAGCAAAUAGUCGCAUUAAUUCACUAGAAAAAACUCGUCUGCGACUGGCUCAAGAACUUGAGGAUGCGCAGAUAGACGCUGACAAAGCCAAUAGUUUUGCAAAUUCUUUGGAUAAGAAACAAAAGGUAUUCGACAAAACGGUUGAAGACUGGAAGCGAAAAUGUGAUAUGCUAACACAAGAAUUGGAAGCAAGCCAAAGAGAAGUGCGGGGUGCAACCACCGAAGCAUUUAGACUUCGCAGUACUGUAGAGGAAACAGCAGAGCAGGUAGAAGCACUGCGACGAGAGAACAAAGUGUUAACAGAGGAAUUGAAAGAUGUUGCUGAUCAGCUUGGCGAAGGAGGAAAAAGUUUACAUGAAUUGCAGAAACAAAAAAGAAAAUUGGAAAUGGAAAAGAAUGAACUUCAGCAAGCAUUGGAUGAUGCUGAAAGUGCGUUGGAAAUCGAAGAGAAUAAAGUUUUACGAGCACAAAUUGAAAUUUCACAAAUCCGAUCGGAAAUUGAGAAACGUGUAACCGAGAAAGAGGAAGAAUUUCAAAAUACACGAAACAAUCAUCAGCGAACUUUGGAAAGCAUGCAGGCUUCCCUGGAAGCAGAGACAAGAGGCAGAGCUGAUUUACUUCGGAUGAAAAAGAAGUUGGAAUCAGAUAUUACUGAACUAGAAGUAGCACUGGAUCAUGCUAAUCGUACCAAUGUCGAUGCUCAGAAAACCAUUAAGCGUCAUCAGGAUAACGUACGUGAGUUGCAGACUCAAAUCGAAGAUGAACAACGGCAACGUGAUGAGCUACGAGAACAAAUGAACGUUAUAGAAAGACGCGUACAAAUAUUACAAUCAGAAAAAGAAGAACUAUCCGAUACUCUAGAGCAGGCUGAACGAAAUCGGCGCCAGACAGAACAAGAAGCCGCAGAUAUAAAGGAAGCAGUGAACUCUUUAACUCAAAGUAAUUAUUCGCUGUCAGCUACGAAACGAAAGUUGGAAUCCGAAAUUCAGCAGCUCCAUAGUGAACUGAAUGAAACGUUUAAUGAACUAAAGAAUACCGAUGAACGAUGCAAGAAAGCAGUGAUGGAUGCAGGAAAACUGGCGGAAGAGUUACAAACAGAGCAGGAACAUUCACAAAAUCUUGAACGACAGCGGAAAGGAUUGGAAUCACAAAUGAAGGAAAUGCAGGCUCGUUUGGAUGAUGUAGAAACAACUGCCUUAAAAGAUGGAAAACGUAUCUUAACUAAAUUAGAUCAACGUGUACAUGACCUUGAGAUAGAAUUGGCGGAUGAAUGUCGACGUCACGCGGAAACUCUCAAAAACUAUCGCAACAGAGAACGAAAAGUGCGCGAACUUCAAUUCCAAGUAGAUGAAGAUAAAAAGAACAGCGAACGAAUGUAUGAUCUCAUUGAAAAGAUGCAAACAAAAAUCAAAACUUACAAGCGGCAAAUAGAAGAAGCGGAACAAUUAGCCACUCAGAAUCUUGGCAAAUAUCGGCAAAUGCAGCAUAUGCUUGAAGAUGCUGAAGAACGCGCUGAUACUGCCGAAAAUUCGUUGGUCAGGAUUCGAGCUAGAAAUCGUUUUAAACCUCAGUCUGUUGGGGGACGCAUCGCACAUUCUGUACCAUUUUUAAUGUAUUCAAUAAAACUGAAAAUUAAGAGCAAAGUAUCAAAUGUUGGUAUCACAGCACAUCCUUCGAUAGCUUCAGAAGAAUCCUAA
This is a messenger RNA of Brugia pahangi, 5994 nucleotides long. The record is from the annotation of a GenBank genome assembly. NCBI's taxonomy places the organism in Eukaryota, Metazoa, Nematoda, Chromadorea, Rhabditida, Onchocercidae.